This is a messenger RNA of Astyanax mexicanus (Mexican tetra), 4323 nucleotides long. RefSeq names its product spermatid perinuclear RNA binding protein. The transcript has 19 exons. Bases 331 to 2481 code for a protein of 716 amino acids. Gene Ontology annotation, molecular function: single-stranded RNA binding; double-stranded RNA binding. Gene Ontology annotation, cellular component: precatalytic spliceosome. NCBI's taxonomy places the organism in Eukaryota, Metazoa, Chordata, Actinopteri, Characiformes, Acestrorhamphidae. The record is from RefSeq and is a predicted model, not a curated record.
CCCUCGUCGUGCGGGCGCGUGCGAGGUGCGGGGCAACGCGCGCGAGCGAGUGACCGGCGUGGGAAUAUUAAAAAGCGGCGUUGGCGCGCGCUGGGCGCUGCACGCGGAUCUGUACCGUUCGGAUCGGGUUUACAGUGAGCGAUACGGUCCCGAUUAUCUCACUUCCUGCAAUAAAGCCGUUGGGGAGGUGGUGGAGAAACAGCAGCUGCUAGAUUUGGUGGUGUGAGGUGCAGCGGGGGGGCGAGCGCAUGAGGAGGGGGUAUCCAGAGACCCCUGUCCCCAAACACACUCGCGCAACGUAGCUACAGGGAGACACGCCCACCAGCAGCCAUGAGGUCCAUCCGCUCGUUUGGGAAUGAUGACCGUCACGUGAUGGCCAAGCACUCCACCAUCUACCCGUCCUCUGAGGACCUGGAGGCUGUACAGAGUCUCGUCUCCACCGUCGAGUGCGCCCUCAAACACGUCUCUGAUUGGCUGGACCAGUCCCAGUGCAGCCAAUCCAACCAACCCAACCAACAAAACCAGCCCAACCCGCCCAACCAGCCCAACCCGCCCAGUGCUCCAGAGGAGGAGGCGGAGGCAGAGGCCAGCGCUGACGAAUCAGCAGAAGGAAGUACCAAUGAGGGCAGCAGCAGUAGCAGCAGUAGCGGUGGUGGUGGUGGUGGAGGUGGAGCUGAUGGAGGGCGGGUACUGUGUGGGGUGGUGCGGAUCGGUCUGGUUGCUAAAGGGCUGUUAAUAAAGGAGGAUAUGGAUCUGGAGCUGGUGCUCAUGUGCAGAGAAAAACCCACACAGACACUACUGAGCACUGUCUGCGACCACCUACCCCAGCAGAUAGAGAAGCUGACGGAGGAGAAGUACGAGGUGCAGUGCUGUAUCCCCGAAGCCGCCAUCCUGAUCCGCAGCACCACAGAACCCAAACUCACACUGAAGGUCAUGCUCACCUCACCACUGAUCAGAGAGGACGAGGAGGAGACCGCACAACCAGACAGCGCUGAGGCGAGCGAGCCGGCGGACCUGCUGGAUAAACAGAGGUGUCUGGUGGCACUGGCCUCUCUGCGACAUGCUAAAUGGUUCCAGGCCAGAGUGAACGGAUUAAAGUCGGGCGUGAUCGUUUUACGGAUUCUGAGGGAUAUGUGUAAUAGAGUACCUGCCUGGGAGCCGCUGAAAGGAUGGCCUCUGGAGCUGCUGUGUGAGAAGGCUAUAGCGACGUGUAACCGUCCUCUCGGAGCUGGAGAGGCUUUACGCAGAGUGAUGGAGUGCCUGGCCUCUGGGAUUUUACUGCCAGGGGGACCAGGGCUGCACGAUCCGUGUGAAAAAGAGCCGACGGACACUCUGUCAGGCAUGACGGACGAGGAGGCGGAGGCAGUUACCUACAGCGCACAGCAUUUUCUCCGGCUGAUGGCGUUCGGGCAGAUCUACAAGGUUUUAGAGAUGGAUCCCCUUCCUUCCAGCAAACCCUCACAGAAAUACCCCUGGUCAGACAAAGAAGGUACAGGGCUUAAAAGGCCUUAUGAAGACGGUCUGAUGGACGACAAAGACCUAAUCAAGAAGAUGAAACGCAACUUGAGAAAAGUUCUGGACAGUAAAGCAAUAGACUCUAAUCAGCCCAUGAAUGCUCUGAUGCGGUUGAACCAGAUCCGUCCGGGGCUGCAGUAUAAGCUGCUGUCUCAGUCUGGUCCGGUUCACGCCCCAGUCUUCACCAUGUCUGUAGACGUAGACGGAACCGUCUAUGAAGCUUCCGGAUCUUCCAAGAAGACGGCCAAGCUGCACGUCGCUGUUAAGGUGCUGCAGGCCAUGGGCUACCCCACAGGCUUCGACACGGACCUGGACUCCAUGAGCGCUGAUGAGAAAUCCGACAGCGAGGGGAAGAGCGAGACGUCUACACACUCCAGCAAUAACACACCACACACAGACAGCUCCAACACACUGGAGGUGCGAACUCAGGGUCCUAUUCUGACGGCGAGUGGUAAGAACCCGGUAAUGGAGCUGAACGAAAAACGACGAGGCUUAAAAUACGAGCUGAUCUCAGAAAGCGGCGGCAGCCACGACAAACGCUUCGUUAUGGAGGUGGAGGUGGAUGGGCAGAAGUUCCGUGGGGCGGGGCCUAAUAAGAAAGUAGCUAAAGCCAGCGCCGCCCUCGCUGCUCUGGAGAAACUCUUUUCAGGACCCAACGCUGCUGGAAACAAGAAGAAGAAAAUCCUUCCUCAGACUAAAGGAGUGAUAGCUGCGGCUGCAGCUGCUACAGCCGUGGCGGUUCAGGCAGCUCGAGGGAGAGGAAGAGCUGCACUUGCGCGUGGAGCUUUCGUCAGCGCUGCUGCUCCAGGAUACGUCACACCAGGUUUUGGAAAUCCAUACGGUUACAGUGCUGCUGCUGCUCCUGCAUAUGGUGGUCUUUUCAUUGACAAUCCCUUUUACCAGCCGCGGACCAUCGCACCUUUUAUUAUUCACUUGGGUCCUCAAGAUCUCUUCUCUGACUUCUAGAACCAUCAGGUUGUGUGGCUCUAAAGUGUCGUACCGCUCCAGGCUUGACCAGGCUGUCUCCACCGCACAGAAAAAACAUCCCAAACCACAAACGCACUCUCCUCCCGUACUGAAAUAGACCUAAACUAAGGAUUUUAAAGGAUUUUUACCCAGUUUAAAUGAUCGAACGAUCAUACGAACCAACAAAUCAACAAUCACUCAUUCACUCAAUCAAACGAUCAAUUAAUCAAUCAAUUACAGGUCGUACGAAAGCAAUACCCCAACCUGCAAUCUGACUCUGUUCUUCAACCUCAGCUCGUCCUUUCCUGACGGCUAAUGGCUAACGGCUAACAGCUAAUGGCUAGCGGCUAACGGCUGGGGCCUUCGCUCUCCUCUCUUUCUUAAUCUCUUUCUCAAUCUCUCUAUCUCUCUAUCUAUCUCUCUUCUUCUCUUAUAUAGCAAUACACCUGAACUUUUCUAGGCUUUAAGCUCAAACUUGAUGAGAUGAUGUGAUGAAUGUUCCGUUGAGUCUUACUGCAACACUGCACUGCAAUAUAUAUUUACAUAUAUUCAUCUAUUUCACUGUAUAUUUACAUCCAUGUGUGUGUGUGUGUGUGUAUGUGUGGCUGUUACUAUUACUAUUACUAUUCUUAUUACUACUCUUAUUAUUAUUAUUAUUAUUAUUACUAUUACUAUUGAUAAUACUAUAAAUAUAUGCAUAUAUACAUAUAUACAGUACUAUAAAUAGUAUAUAUAUAAGUAUAAGUGUAGAUAUACCUUAUGUACUUAUGUAUACUAUAUUUAUAUACUAUAUGAUGAUUUAUAGACUAUGUAUGUAUACAUAUAUACAGUUAAAUAUUGUUGGUAUAAACUAUUUUAGAGAGUGAAAUGUAACCAUUAACUUGGAAUAUAUAUGUAUACAUAGCUUUCCUCCGGUUUUCUAUAUAGAAGCAAUUUAAUCUCGUGACUGAAAAUCUAUUGAAAUGCAAUAUAUGAAUAUAUGAUCGCCCUUUUCUUACUACUACUUACUGGUAGUGGAUUAGUAAUGCUUCCUUCUCUGCACCUUGAGCAGCUUCGACCAUGUCUGUUCACACGAGUGUGUGUGUGUGUGUGUGUGUGUGUGUCUGUGUGUGUUGCAGUGUGUGUGUGUGUGAGCGAGUGUGUGUGUUUAAGAGUGUGUUUGAGUGUGUACAACCAAAGCCUUGAGGUCUGGCUCCAAAAAACAUUAAAAAAAAAUAUAUACUCUUUUCCAUUUUUUUUCCAAUUUAAUACACAGAGCAACACACACGUUUACACACACACACACACACACACACACACACUUACAGGCAACUGGUCCUCAGAAAGCACACCCCCUCUGCACAUUUGGGCUGGUUACACUCUGUCCCACUGUCACACUGGUGCAUAUAAACCACACACACACACACACUUAAACCCAGCAGUGUGAGUGUGUAUAAGCAGGUCCAUUGGGCAGCUAUUGUGACCCAGUCACUCAACUUCACACAAAGUUACAAAAUGUUACAACAAUAGUUAGAAAGUGUCGGCUGCACUCUAGGAAUUUUUUGUAAAUUUGUGAUUUCAAGUAAUUUUGAACUUAAUUUUAAAAUAAGUUAAAAAAGAGUCUUUCAUGGUGCUGUUUUACGUUUUUCCCCUCGUAUUUAAGAGCGUUUUUACACCUGUAGUUGUGAAAGUUUCCAUGAUCCAGAUCAGUGGAUGAGUUAGUUUUAUUUGGAGAGUUUCUCCCUCGGUUUGGUUUGGUUUCACACAGGCACAAACCUAAAUGCACCAAAAACAUAUCGCCUCCUCUGAUUGGUCAGAGCUGUCUGGUGCGUGGUAGCAAGAUAGUAAAUGUAGUCAGUAGAU